CUCGGAUUGGAAACGUACCGUUUGCAGGAAUCUUAUGUUGGAGCGUCGAUCCAUCGAUGUAUCGAGUUGUCCGGCGCUGGUUCAUUCUGAUUGAGACAGCACGACGAUCGAAAGAAGGAACUAGGGGGAGAAACGAAGACUUAUAAGGAAAAGGAUGAACUCAAGCAAGACAGGGAUCGUUGGUCGUGACAUUCGCGAGACAGUAGUAGCGAACAAGGGUUCAUCGUUGUCGAAACGUUUGAAGCGGUACGCCGAUCUCGUUUGAAGAGAGAGAGAGAGUGAGAAAAAAAAAACGUGCAACGCGACGGGGAAAGGCAGCGAGAAGAAUCGUACGUGUCACAUAGAUGGAUACCAAUUGGAUCGUUGCAUUGACGAUCACCUGGCUAAUUGGCUGGUGUCCGGUGAAUGGGAAAGUGACCUGCCGUGAGGUGCAACUGGCCCACGAUUGCGAGGCCCUUUGCAAGAGAAGUCGCAACGGUACGUUCUCUUGCGAGCUGAGGGUAGCGGUUCUUCUGCCGGCGGAUCCUAUGUUCGACAUCGCGUUGCCGAAAGUUCUCCCAGUUCUCGAUUUGGCUAUCUUCGAAGCCAGAUCGCGAGGACUUCUACCCCACUGGUUGAAACUAAAGUUUCUUUCGCAGGACGAUCAUUGCGACGCGACGUACGCCCAGAUCGGCGCGAUCGAUAGCUUCUCGAAUUGCGUUCAUCUGUUUCUCGGACCUGCCUGCGAUUAUUGCGUAGCGGCUGUCGGCCGAGUGGUGAAAUUCUUCGGCGCGCCGUUGAUUACCACCGGUGGGUUCACCUUCGAUUUCACGGAGAAGAAGACCGAGUGCAAGGACGAGUACUUUAUGACGACGCGGAUCGGAAACGUGGCCUUCAGGGAUCUCGCCAAUUUCUUCGUAGCUCUAAUGAACCGAUACGAGUGGCGGAGGGUACAUCUGGUGUACGCAACGAACGGGCAGAGUCAGGUUGCCGGCAGACACACUUGUCAGUUAAUGAUGAAAUCCAUGGUAGAGUUUAUCAAGAAACGAAACUUUACGUUCGGCACGUUCGAUGUCGAAACCACCGUCUCCAUAGAUUACGCGGAAGUGUUGCAGAACCACGUGGGUGAUUGGUACGGUGAUGCCUUCUUCGGCCCGAUCUGCGACUACGUGAUCGCGCCAGUGGCACGAUACGCGGGCGUAUGGGGUAUACCGGUGUUAACCGUGGGUGCUCAGGCGGACGCGUUUCGUUACAAGGGCGAACACUAUCCAACGUUGACCAGAAUGAUGGGCUCUCACCGACUGGUAGGCGAGGCGCUCAAACAUAUCUUGAAACGAUUCGGAUGGAAGAUCGCCGGGCUUCUUUAUCACAAUCACGCGAUGACGAGCAGCCGCGGCAACUCCGAGUGUCACUUCACUCUGAGCGCUGUUUUCACCAGUCUGAAUCAGACGCCGGUUCACAAAAGCUUCAACCAGGAAUCGACCACCGUCGAAGACUAUCGACAGUUGCUCACUUUUCUCGCGAAGUCCGCUAGAAUCGUAGUGAUGUGUGCCAAUUCGACAACCAUCAGGGAAAUUCUUUUAGCCGCCGAACAGCUCGGUAUGGUCGAUUCCGGGGAAUACGUGUUCUUCUCCAUAGAGCUCUCAUCCAGCGACAAGAACUCGAGGGAACCAUGGAGGGUGGAAACCGACACGGAGGAGAGAAAUGAAAAAGCUCGGAAGGCUUAUCAGGCGUUAUUAACAGUCACCGCUCGUACCCCUGAUAACGUCGAGUAUCUGAACUUUUCGAGAGAGGUUAAAUCUCUGGCGCAGACCAGAUAUAACUUCACGUUUGGAAACAAUUCCGUCUCGACGUUCGUAACGGCGUUCUACGACGCUGUCCUACUGUAUGCUCUCGCUCUUAAGGAAAGCUUGCCGGAAAAUCCGGGCAGAGUGAAUCUGGACGGUGGUAAUCUGACCCGGAGGAUGUGGGGUAGAAGCUUCAAAGGUAUCACGGGGGAUGUGAACAUCGACGAGAACGGGGAUCGAAUAGCGGAUUAUUCUCUUCUCGACAUGAAUCCGGAGACGUCAAAAUUCGAGAUCGUGGCCAAUUACUACGGAGCUAAUAAGACGUUGCAAUACAUACCUGGGAAGAGGAUUCACUGGUCGGGUGGCCGAUCGGAACCACCACCGGAUACACCCACCUGCGGCUUCGAUGGCUCUCUGUGUCCCGACAACUCUUUGCCAGCGCACGCGAUCCUUUCAAUGGUGUUGAGCUCAAUCGUCGUGGUUCUGGUCGUUGCCUCGGUCUUCAUUUACAGGCACUUCAAGCUCGAAGCGGAAAUAGCCUCCAUGACGUGGAAGGUGCACUGGGAUGAUAUUAUCGUCGUACCGAACGCAAAAACACGGGGCUCCAUGUAUUCGCUGAUUGGGAACAGGAUGCGCGGUAGCCAACUGACCAUAUACUCGGACGAAAACAUUAGUUUACCAGGUGGGGUAGAUAGAAACGUCUACAUUCCAACGGGAAUUUACAAGAAUUCUAAGGUGGCCAUAAAAGUGAUACCAAGGAACAAGGUGGAAAUAUCACGGCCUUUGUUGCUCGAAUUAAAAAGGAUGAAAGACCUUCAGCACGAUCAUUUGGUGCGGUUCUAUGGUGCUUGCGUCGAUCCUCCGUACUGCUGCCUUUUAACCGAGUAUUGCCCAAAAGGAUCACUUCAGGAUAUAUUGGAGAACGAGCAGAUCAAACUGGACCGCGUGUUCCGUGGAUCACUCAUCCACGACAUCGUCCGCGGGAUGGCGUAUCUUCACGCGUCCGAGGUGAAGAGUCACGGUAACCUGAAGUCCUCGAACUGCGUCGUUGACUCGCGGUUCGUCCUCAAGAUCACGGACUUUGGAUUGCACGAGCUGAGGAAAGCGAACACCACCGACGAAGACUACGAGGAUAGUUACGCUUAUUGGAGAGGGCAGCUGUGGACAGCUCCGGAAUUGCUGCGAAUGGAGAGGCGACCGCCGGAAGGUACUCAAAAGGGCGACGUGUACAGCUUCGCCAUAAUCGUUCACGAGAUCGUGGUACGUCGAGGACCGUUUUACUUAGGCGACGACUGCGACAUUUCCCCAAAGGAAAUCGUGGAGGGAGUGAAAAGAGGCGGAGGUUCGCCGUUGAGGCCUGCGAUCGACGAGUCCGCCGUCGAGGAAGAAGUCGCUACGUUAAUGAGGCGAUGUUGGGCUCAAGAUGCCGCCGACAGACCCGACUUCCCCGCGCUCAAACAAACUAUACGGAAAAUUAACAAAGAUUACGAGAGCAGUAACAUCCUCGACAAUUUGCUCUCUCGUAUGGAGCAAUACGCAACGAACUUGGAGACUCUCGUGGAGGAACGUACCGCGGAUUACUUCGAGGAGAAACGUAAAUGCGAGGAACUGCUGUACCAAUUGUUACCAAAAUCUGUCGCGUCCCAGUUGAUACUCGGCCAAAGCGUGAUAGCCGAAACGUACGAUCAGGUGACGAUCUACUUUAGCGAUAUCGUAGGAUUUACGAAGCUCUCGGCCGAGAGUACGCCUCUUCAAGUGGUGGACUUACUCAACGAUCUGUAUACCUGUUUCGACUCCAUCAUCGAGAACUUUGACGUUUACAAAGUGGAAACAAUAGGCGACGCUUACAUGGUUGUGUCAGGAUUACCGGUGAGAAAUGGAACGAAUCAUGCCAGGGAAAUUGCGAGAAUGAGCUUAGCAUUAAGAGAUACCGUAAUGACAUUUAGCAUACGUCACAGACCGAACGAACAACUGAAACUUCGAAUUGGGAUGCAUUCUGGACCUUGCGUGGCUGGUGUAGUUGGUUUGAAGAUGCCUAGAUAUUGCUUAUUCGGAGACACCGUCAAUACUGCAUCUAGAAUGGAGAGUAACGGAGAAGCGUUGAGGAUUCACGUCAGCCCGAAGACGAAAGAAAUUCUGGACACUUUUGGAACGUUCGAGCUCGUUUGCAGAGGCGAGGUUACCCUGAAGGGUAAAGGUACGAUGACCACGUACUGGUUGAUCGGCGAGAAAUCGGCGAGCAACAAUCAACAAGCAAGCACUUGCUCGCCGUCGUCGACGGUGCAACAACCGGUGACAACGAUCACUCCAAUCGCAACAACGAUCGAACCUCCGCGCGACGAUCGUACGAGCCUGUCGCCGAGCCGGCUGGAUCCAGUAGCGCAGUCAAAGACAAAACCGUCGCAGCAGAAUUGCCAAGAUCAGAAUCACCGUGGAGGACAGACGAAGUGUCAUCAAGAGUGUCAGCAACGCUCGCAGCCGAGCCAACAGCAGAAGACUCAACAGCAAGUAGUGCCGUAUCGACAGCAAGUACAAGCGAGCCAACGCGAUGGUGGAUCGACGCAGAAUCGGAAAGGUGGUAGCAACGACGGAAGUGGCGGCGACGAGGGUGGCGGCGGGAACAACGGGGGUGGUGGAACGUUCGCGACGGGAAACGGCGUGGCGAGCCGUGGUCGUACGAUAGCCAGCGGUUCGUUCGUCGACGGCUCGCCGUCGCGUAAUCGUUCUUCCGUCGGUUCGGCGUCGAGCAACGUGAUCUCUCAGGGGCGACGUUCCUACCAAGCCGGCGAGAGCGUGCCGAAUCACACGGAGAGCGGUCCAAACGCGCCGCUUCUCGUGCCGACGACACCACCCUCGCGAGUCUAAGGUUCCCUGCCCCCACGCGAAUUUCUCACGCAAUUUGCGAUCCUACCAGCCAGAGCGGAGUGGUCGCCAGCUCAUCCGAUAAUACGUGUAUCAUCGUUUCGUGUAGAGUAGCAGCUAAACAUCCUCCGGUGAUCGGCGAUAUCACCCGGUCAUCCGAAAUUUGGGUCCACACGUUCGAGAGGAAAUGCCUCUCGAAGUAAAAAGAAAGAAAAAAGAGA
This is a messenger RNA of Frieseomelitta varia, 4849 nucleotides long. Its product is annotated as atrial natriuretic peptide receptor 1-like. The record is from RefSeq and is a predicted model, not a curated record. Gene Ontology annotation, biological process: cGMP biosynthetic process; protein phosphorylation; intracellular signal transduction. The coding region runs from base 345 to 4631 and encodes 1428 amino acids. The transcript has 25 exons. Gene Ontology annotation, cellular component: membrane. NCBI's taxonomy places the organism in Eukaryota, Metazoa, Arthropoda, Insecta, Hymenoptera, Apidae. Gene Ontology annotation, molecular function: peptide receptor activity; ATP binding; guanylate cyclase activity.